Molecule: messenger RNA, 2443 nt
Organism: Drosophila rhopaloa
Lineage: Eukaryota; Metazoa; Arthropoda; Insecta; Diptera; Drosophilidae
Product: protein regulator of cytokinesis 1
Exons: 1
Coding region: 271-2310 (679 amino acids)
Biological process (GO): mitotic spindle midzone assembly; microtubule cytoskeleton organization
Cellular component (GO): cytoplasm; mitotic spindle midzone; spindle
Molecular function (GO): microtubule binding
Source: RefSeq, a predicted model, not a curated record
UUUUCGGCCGCCAUUUCAGUUUAAAUUUACCGAAAUUUCUGGCGUCAUUGUCAUUCAUUCAGUACUUAGUUUCGUGCAGCGAUGCACUCUAAAUAAACCCACAUCCACAUUCCCCGUCCAGUUGCGUACACCUUUGAAAGAAAAUUCAAUUUUAAAACGGCACGUUUGGAAAUUCGUCAGACAGACAAUGCUUACAAAUAGAGACGGCUCCAAGUGAACACUAUUGACAAAAAACAAGCAUUUUCCGAGAAUUUCAAAAAAACCGAAAUCAUGAAUACUCCGAGUGCUACCGCGGUGAAGGCCCAGAUCGUGGAGAUGACGGGCGAGCACGUGGACCAGCUGCACGCGAUGUGGUCGCACUUGUUCGAGCCCAAGACCUGCGACGAGUUCCUCCACCGGCUGAAAGACCACACUCACAGCUUCUUUACGGAUCUGUUGAAUGAAUCCCGCGAGAAGCAGCAGGCGAUCCGCGGCGACAUAGACGCCUUACGGGCGGAGGCCUCCGACCUGACGCGUCUGCUCCACGAGCCUGUGGACAUCGGCAACCGGCCCGACGACAUGCCGCUGGUCAUCUGGCAGUUGAAACUGGACAAGAGCAUCGACCAUCUGCGCGAGGAGCUGGGCAGGCGUCGGGCAGAAAUAUGCGAGCUACUCCUGCAGCAGGAGCAGCUCUGCGAGGAGCUGGGCGAGCUUCCACAGCCCCUGCUGGCCGAUCCACUGCCCCUGCCUGAGGAAAUGGACGCCUUCCGCGAUCGCCUCGAGCAGCUACGCGAUCAGCGAGUGCUGCGCCUUAAGGAGAUGGACCAGCUUCGCCAGAGCAUCAAGCACGACAUGAAGCUGCUGGGUUGCCUUCCCCAGACAGACUCCGAGGAGCGUCUGCUCAACCAGGUUGACCAUUGCCUCACGCCAGAGGCCUUUGAGCGGCUGCGCCAUAUGCAGAAGUCCUUCGACGAACAGGUGAAGGAACUGCGCAAGUGCAUCGACGAGAUGCGCGACAAGAUCCGCGUUCUCUGGGAGCGACUCCAGGAGACGGACGAGUACGCCAUGCGUCGCGUGCGUGAUUCAACGUCCUAUAACCAGCGCACCUACGAUAUCCUGCGGGAGGAGCUGCAGCGCUGCCAGGCCCUGCGCCGACAGAACCUUAAGACCUUCAUCGAGCAGCUGCGCAUCGAGAUCAAGGAGUGGUGGGAUCUCACACUGAAGAGUCCGCAGGAGCGCAAGCGGUUCUCCAACUACUACAACGACUGGUACAAUGAGGAUCUAAUGGAAUUGCACGAACUGGAACUGGACGACCUAAAGACCUUCUAUAACAACAACAAAGACAUAUUCGACCUGUAUAAGAGUCGGGCUGAGCUCUGGGCGCGCAUGGAGGCCCUGGAGGCCAAAGCCAGCGAGCCCAAUCGCUUCAACAACCGCGGUGGCCAGUUGCUCAAAGAGGAGAAAGAGCGCAAGGCCAUAUCGUCCAAAUUGCCCAAGAUUGAGCAGCAGAUCACGGAACUGGUGCAUGCAUACGAGGCCCAGGAGAACACGGCCUUCCUAGUGCACGGCGAAAACAUUCUCGAGCUGAUGGCCGCCGACUGGGAGCGCCUUCGCCAGGCCAAGCAGCAACAGUCGGCCCGCAAGAAGGCUCCGGCGUCAGCCAACAAGAAUAUGCCGCCACCCGCUCCGGGAUCAACGGCUCCUCGCACGCCGCGCACUCUGCGCAACAUGUCGACCUUCUCCAGCUCCACUAUGUCGCUGCGCAAGACGCCCUCGCAGCAGCACCUGCGCCCGCUGAACGUUACCAAAAGCACGGGCAACCUGCACAAACGCCUGAAUCCAUCCAACCUGCAGACGGGCCCCAAGACGCCGAACGCCAAGCGCAGCUUAAUGAACACGCUGAACUCCAUGAAGACGCCGACCCACCGCUUGCUCGCCGGCGCCCAACAUAACCAGGUGAAGCCCACCAAGUCGCCGCUAAAGCGAGUGCGGGUGCUGGACAACACACUGCGACGCAGCGGCGGAAUGGGCAGGCGCAGCAUUGGUACGCGCUCAAGCAAAAAGCCCCGCACCAAGUCCACGGACCAGGACCCACCAAAUGACACAGACUACACAACGGACGAGAAUACCGAGCAAGGAGUGAGCUAUGACGAAUUCCAACCGACCAAUCGCUCAUCGAUGCUGCCGCGCAAGCGCCACCAGAUGGCCGUGCCACGGAAUCGCCACGGCCUCCAGCGGCCAGCGAUGGAGGAGGAGCUCCCGGAGGUCAAUGCCAAUCUGCCGACUCCACGGGAGAGCCUAAUGGUGGUGCAGCCGCGGCGACAUUUCUAGUUUCACUGGAGAUUAACUUAAAAUUAACACGUACCUACUACCCUUCACAGCUGCGUUUCUUAAUGUUUUUCUUUAUAUCUUGUGUUUUACGUUUUCAAAAUAAAAAUUAUGUGUGUUUGCUUGACCACGAGAA